AUGUCUGAGCCGACCCCAUCAACGACCGACACGGGGCAGCUCGGAGGUCUGACUGAUCAGGCAGCCUCAUUCGCCGGUGAAGCUUUCCAGAGUUACCGAGGCCCUGACGACAAUGUGGACACUGAGUCUGAGACCGGUCCUGGGAUUCCCAACUUCGGAACCACCAAGAGAAGCGAGGGCAAGGACCCAAGCUCAGGCUAUCGGCAGUACAAAGGGAGUCCUGAUCAGGCCGGCGAGGACAUAAGCCCUUCCCCUGAUCUGGCACCAGACUCCCUUACUGCGGCAGACUUCCGGGCCCAGCAACUCUUGAUGGCGAACCUAUUAACAAUGGUCAACGCAAGCAUGACCAAGGACCAAGGGUCUGUUAAGCCUGAUCAGGGCGGGACAGAUUACCUGCGUCGGUCAACCAUCAAGAUGCCACCGCCGGACACCAAAGGGGCCCCCACCUUUGAUGGCUGUAACAUCACCGAUUUCCUUGACAAGUAUGAAGCCUUGACUGGGCUUGCUGGUUACUCUGACAAAGAGAAGACAAAAGCGUUGCCAUGGUACUUACCUGAUGAACACCGAGCAACGGUGAAGAUCAAGGCUGAAAAGGAGACUUGGCAAGAACUAAGCAAGUUCCUUCUUGACACUUACGGACAACUCGACGAAGAAGUCAUCCUUCAACCGAACCGCCGCAUCAAGGACCUUAUGAAGGGAGACUUGAUCAGGGACGAUAACCUGACAGAAACUGCAACUUUGUUUCAGAAGGUUGAGAGCGUAAGAGAAAAGGCAAAGGCUAAAGGGAAGCCUGUGAUGGGCGCCCAAGAGCUGAUUGAGCUUUUUGCUAUGCGAUUUUCCGAAAACACGAUUAUGGCAGUGUCCUUGCAGAUGGGACUUUCCCCUGCUGAUCUGUUUGAGAGAGGGAACUUCAGCGCCUUCAAGAGGGCAAUGCUCGCAUGGGUGGGACAGAAGUCAAGAUACAAGGGUCAUUACGGAGAUUCUGACACUUCUGCCUCCUCCUCAUCAGCUACGGUUCCCUAUUCCUCAAAGCGGCCUUCCAGCCCUGAUCAGGUCAAAGGUACACUCCCUAAGAAGUCUGCUUUCAAAGACAUCAAAGUUACGACUGAUCCUGCUAUGGACGAACUUUCGAAAACAGUAGCAGCCCUUACACUCGCUGUAAAAGCCAGUCUUGAAGCCCAGACUAUCUCUAACAGUCAACCCAUGGUUGCACGUAGUUAUAACGUCUCUGCAUCCGGUCCUCCACGGCUAUAUACACCACCAGCUCGACAACCGUCCUCCUUCAGCAAGCCAGGUUUUGUUCCAGGCCAUCCUGAUCAGUGUUGGUAUGAUGCAUGCGACCAAAGAAGGUAUUGGAUGUGCCCGCAACUCAAAAAGGACAAAGAGGCCAACCUGAUCAUGUUGGACCACGACGUCUACAAGUAUGGGGUACUUCGAGGAUCGAACGUUGAGGUAAACGAAGUUCCUGAUGUUGUUAUCUGGGAAGCCCGCAAAAACUACCAGCCUGACCGGGUUACUAUCCUCACCCAUGUGGCGAACAACACCUUGUUCCCAGAAGCCGCAAAAGCAGCAAAACGUAUGAUUGACCAGGGUGUUGGACGUCCCUUUCAACCUGAGAUACAGUGCUACCCACCGCUGUACACCCAAGACGCCCGGGUGAAUCUUGUCAAAUGCGUCUCAGUAUCCCCUAAGACACACGCCGAAGUCUUCCUAACUCAAGGAGCAAAAGUGAACGCGGUUACCAGGUCAUUGGACACAAUGCCGCGACCUAUUCUGCGCCGCCCUGAUCAGGCAAGGCCCCAUUCAGUACGCCAAGGCUUUGUUUCGAAAAACAUGCAUCGAAGAGGGAGCACUUCCAGCACUGGCUCCCAGGCUGAGGAAAUGAACAUAGAUGCCCGUGCCCAGACUCCUCCGCCGACACAACCUACCGGUCCAGUGCACCCUGAUCAGGCCUAUCAGACUCCUGAAAGUUCAAGGUCCCCUUCUGUUCAAACUGUACCAGCGGGUGAACACGCCAGCUUCGCAUAUGGCCCAGGAUAUGCUCAAGGAGCUGCCGAGGAGAGUUCUAUCCCAGAUCAGCUAGAGAUAAUGGACCGAGCUGCAUCUGCUCAAGCCAUUGCCAAGAAAUUUGGAGGGAAUAUUACUAUUCCCUUCGAAGUUGCGCUUCGAGUCUGGCCUCAGCUCAACCAGGAUGCGAUGGUAACGAUACGCCAGAUGCUAGACAGCAAUGGGUAUUCGGACAUCUACCUAGAGGCUCCCUCUGACCUGAUCAGGGAGGUGAAACCAUACGAAAGAUCAGGAGCCCGCGAGGCAAUCGACAGAUAUAACAGAGACGUCCCGAACCUUAUGAGCGGAACUGCCAAGGUCAGACUUAUCAAGACGCUUGACUUGACCACCAUUGAGUCUAUUGUUCCGCACUUUAUGAUGCCUCACUUUGUGAUCAACGUCCGAGUCGGUGGUCUUCGCCCUGAUCAGAACGACUUGAUCAAGGGUGUCAUUGACAAUGGUUCACAAAUCAACGUUAUUUCAAGAUCGUACGCAGACAAGCACGCUAUCAAGCUUACAACUACGCCGCUUGGGAUGAACGCUUUUGAUCCCAAUUCAGAGCGUGUAUCCUUUGACGGAGCAGCUAUCGUGCCUGUCUGGGUUGAAGGCCACUGUUUCUUAACCAGCAUGUUCGUUGCUGACGAUAGAAGGAUGAACGAACCACUUCUUCUGGGAUCGCCUUUUGGGUUCCAUACGCAGAUCAACUACGUGUAUGGCCCCGACAUGAUCACGCUGAUACUGACAACAGGGCAAACUCGUCUCCAUGUCCCGGCCGCAUUUCUGAAGUUUGGCAAUCCUGGGAAGUUCCUAGAUUAUCUGCCAGACUGGGACAACUAUGUGAGGGCUCUCAAGGACCAUCUCCCUGAUCAGACCAAGCUGCAUCAAGACCAGGAAAACUAG
Messenger RNA from Colletotrichum spaethianum, 2946 nucleotides. RefSeq lists its product as uncharacterized. The coding region runs from base 1 to 2946 and encodes 981 amino acids. The record is from RefSeq and is a predicted model, not a curated record. The transcript has a single exon. Lineage: Eukaryota; Fungi; Ascomycota; Sordariomycetes; Glomerellales; Glomerellaceae.